AUGCCUACCAGGCAAGUCAGGCCUAUCCCGGUGCCUACGGUCCGUACCCGGGAGCGUCAGGGGCCUACAGGCCAUACCCUCAACCGCAACCGUCACCUCCAAGAAGAUCACGAACAGCGCCUAGUCGUGCAAUGCCGUUCUCCACACGAGCCAAACGUUCCGUCAUCGCGGAAACCUCGAGGGGUUUCGGUUGAUCAGUACGACAAGCGACAGUUCAAGGCAGUUUCCGGUCCUAUGAAGAAACCAUCACCUGCGUACAGAAAAACUCGUGAUCCCUAUACGUAUCGAUUAGCACAAUACCAGGAAACCGAUUUCGGAGGUGCGCCGUACGACUACAGUUCCCAAUUUCAUCGGCCAUACACGGCUGAGGUCCCAACGACGACGUUGCGACGGUUACGACCUUUCUAUGCACCGUCGUACACAACCUACCCGCCGUCGACGAUGUUCCGAACAGACAAGAAACUGGACACCAAGAAAUAUCCGCUGUUCGCGAGAAUAGCAGUGAAAGCCGCUCAGUUGACUAGUGCGUUGGGCACAAUGCGAGGGUCCAGUUUCCACGACUUCGUCAUUCGAACAAACACGGAAUGGCAAGGCGCCGUAGUUGGUAUCGUUUCGACGUGGGCGAUUUUUACAGCGGUACUGCUGAUGACGAGCUUUCUCGCAAAUUCCGUUCAUAUGUGGCGGAAAGUGGAUGCUCAUGUCACAUUGAUAGCGAUCUUGGCCUACUUACUCGCUUCAUGUCUUGAAGCGUACUAUGCCGCCUGCUAUCCACCUAAUGGACCUCGAAUAAAUCUAGUCUGUCAUCGCGCGAGUGGAUCAUACGAAAUCCUGUGCUUCAUCAACACGGCUUUAUACGUGGCUGAUUUUGCACUUUCGUGGCUCUCUGGAGUGAAUAUGCUGUGA
Molecule: messenger RNA, 903 nt
Organism: Ostertagia ostertagi
Lineage: Eukaryota; Metazoa; Nematoda; Chromadorea; Rhabditida; Trichostrongylidae
Source: the annotation of a GenBank genome assembly